This is a messenger RNA of Guillardia theta CCMP2712, 453 nucleotides long. RefSeq lists its product as hypothetical. Bases 1 to 453 code for a protein of 150 amino acids. NCBI's taxonomy places the organism in Eukaryota, Cryptophyceae, Pyrenomonadales, Geminigeraceae. The record is from RefSeq and is a predicted model, not a curated record. The transcript has a single exon.
AUGAGCUCUAUCUCGUCCAACCCGGAGGUCCUCGACCUCAUCGACGACCACCUGCAGGGGCAGCUUUGGGAGGACGUCAAGGAGUUCAUCUCCGCAAAUCCCGACAUCCUGGAUAGGUUGGAUAGGCAUACGCUGGCGGGAUUGGUGGAUUGGUUAAAGAAGAAAGGGAAGGCAGCUUACGAUUAUGCAAAGGAUAAGGCGACGAAAGCCGCCGAUUAUAUAAGGGAAAAACUUAAGAAGAAGACGAAGGAAGGAGAUGAAACUUCCGAGGAAGAAUCGGAGGAAAACCAGCCUGCUGCAGCCACUGCAAGCAAUCACUUCGGUGCCUCCAUCCGUGGCUGCAGGACCGUCUCCCCCGCGGACCUCACCCACCUGAAGCUCACGAUCAUGCAGGACCCGGAUGUCCUCGAUGACAUGAACGCCCACCUCCGCGACGGCCUGUGGCAGCGAUGA